Neopsephotus bourkii (Bourke's parrot) is the source of this 944-nucleotide messenger RNA. It is a transcript of the gene GP9, whose product is annotated as glycoprotein IX platelet. Lineage: Eukaryota; Metazoa; Chordata; Aves; Psittaciformes; Psittacidae. The transcript is spliced from 2 exons. The record is from RefSeq and is a predicted model, not a curated record. The coding region runs from base 127 to 723 and encodes 198 amino acids.
AAAGGCCCAUCUUCUCUAUCACGUUUCCUCAGUGACUCUUAAAUGUCAGCUCCAGUUGUUGUGUGCACUGCAGCACUUCACCAAGCAGAGGGAAAGGAAUCAAGAGGGAAUAAAUAAGGCUGAAGCAUGAACAAGACGGAGCUCAUCACUGCUGCAGGCUUUGCUGUAUCACUGCUGUUCCACAUGACCAGGGCUGAAGCCUGUCCUGCCUCCUGUGACUGCAAGUCGCUGGGAGACACAAAGGGUUUGCAGAUCGACUGCAGCUCAAGGAAGCUGACAGCAGUGCCUGCCUUGCCCGCUGACACCAAGAGGCUUUAUCUCCAGAACAACAGCCUGAGCUCGGUUCCUCCCGGCACCCUGGACAGCCUGCACAGCCUGGAGGAGGUGAAAACCUCUGACAACCCUUGGAACUGUGACUGUCACAUCCUGUACCUCAAACUCUGGUUAGAAGACGUCUCUGCACCCUCUCUUGCAAAAGCCAUAUGUGCAACCCCAGCUCCCGUGAGGAUGAAGCCCUUGAGGCAGCUGACUGGGAAUGAGCUGGGGAGUUGCAAGAGGCUUCUCCCCAUCAAGUGCCUGGAGUUCUUUUGGCGAGACCUCAUUUUAAUUGCUGGAGCAAUAAUCACGCUUAUUUUAGCAGCAUGGGCUCUGAAAUUCUCCAAAAAGCUGGUCUGCCAACUAAACCUAUGCCAGCCUCCCCCUCAGGCUGGUUGCUGCCACUAGGUUUAACAGAAACACCCAACUCUGCCACCACCAAGCAGCACAUGCACUGGCAACACCAGUUUCAAGGGGGAAGAUGCUACAAACAGAUCCCAGGGGUCAAAGAGUGGGUCCCCAGCUAGGCAAGUUUGGUUUCAUUUCCUUCCAGACUGAGCUUGGUGAUGUACUAUAGGCAAGUUUCAUUCUGCUGCCAUCUACUCACAUGAAAAGCAGUUUCUAAUUUU